UGUUGUUUAUGAGCCACUCAGUGUUAAAGUUGAAUCCCUGUAGACAAUCCCUGUACGGGAUCGUAUAUAGAUCAUGGAGCUCCGAGGCGACACGUCUAAAACGCAAAGACAAUUCCGAGUUAACAUCAAACAGAAAGCAAAAGACACCAGGCAAGCCGAACCGUUUGGAAAAAGAAAUUCGAAAUUUUUUCCAAGCAAAUAGCAAUGAAACAAUAUUGGGCCAGCUUCCAGCUGAAAUGCUGAAUCAGUGUCCGAAGCAAACCGAUCGCCUGUACAUCGGAACACCGGAGUGUGCGUCUAUCGUUCAGAAACACGUUACUGCGGGUUUAUCGAAAAAUACCUUACUGGCUGAAGUGAAUCCUGGGCCCGGUCUUUUAACCCGAGAAUUGCUAAAUAGUGGUAUGCAAAAACUGCUGUUAAUCGAAGGCGACGAAUAUUUUGAACCGACUCUUCGCAAUUUAAUGGCAUCCCACAGCGACACUGAUUGGUCUUUCAAAGUGGCCAACUUCAAUGGGCAUUGGCGGCAUAUGUAUUACGAAUGUGAGGACAACAGGAAAAAGAUACGCCAUUUGUUAGAAGGAAUACCUAAAAAACGAUGGAAAGACGAACCAAAUUUGCGACUGUUUUCAAUCGUAGAUUCCGCAAAGUUUUUCAAAUCAAUGGUGAGCUCCUUAGCCGCUCAAACGGGAUUGUUUUCUCUUGGAAGGUGCGAAAUGGUGCUAAUUGUUCCUCCGCUGACUUAUGUGCAAUUUACAUCCACUAAAGAAGCUGGGUAUAACUUGUACCGGCAGCAUUCCGUGUUGUUUCAGCUAUUGUUUGAACAUGAACUGCUAACAACAAUACCACGAAAGCAUAUUCUGCCAUGGGCAUCUAAUCCAACCAAACGAAAAGUACGAACGGAACGAGCGCGUUAUGAACAACUUCAAAAGGAUGAAUGGUAUUUGAUGCGAAUAGUGCCUCGACAGAAUCUCCAUGAUUUUUGCUCCCCGGACAAUUUGAAAUUGUUAAAAUUUUUCGUCUAUCAACAUUUGAUUAGUCGAAAGAACCGAAUUGUACCUGCAAUGGAGAAAUGGAUCCCUUAUUGCGGCGCACGAUUGAUUCUCAACCAGAACUAUGUCCCGUCAGGUGCCGAACUCGAAAGGGAAGAAAGUUUACCCCUUUUCCUGCAAAAAUCGUCACCCCUUCGGAAGAAUGACUUGCCUGAGCGGGUGACCAUUUUUACCGAGUUCGGGGAGCUCACGCCGUCACAAAUCCUGGCCGUAUUCGACCGGUUUAUAAGCUGGCCCGAAUUCCAGCAGUCACCUUUUAUCCAGUCAGCGGAACAGUAUCAGAAAAGGCCAUUGUCUGUGCUUAAACAGUCGUCAGAUGCAAUAGCUGACGAAGAAGAAGAUCACGAAGAGGAUAGCAACCGGACUUAGCCGGGUGGAGGUAACGGGAAGCAAUCUGAACAUUUAUGCCAUAGAUUUUAUGUUUUCCUAGAUUUUUUUCUGGAUUCAUAUUUUUCUUCUCAUUAGACUGUUGUAGAUA
Sabethes cyaneus is the source of this 1527-nucleotide messenger RNA. It is a transcript of the gene mtTFB2, whose product is annotated as dimethyladenosine transferase 2, mitochondrial. Lineage: Eukaryota; Metazoa; Arthropoda; Insecta; Diptera; Culicidae. The coding region runs from base 9 to 1418 and encodes 469 amino acids. Gene Ontology annotation, cellular component: mitochondrial matrix. The record is from RefSeq and is a predicted model, not a curated record. The transcript has 3 exons. Gene Ontology annotation, biological process: transcription initiation at mitochondrial promoter; rRNA methylation. Gene Ontology annotation, molecular function: rRNA (adenine-N6,N6-)-dimethyltransferase activity; mitochondrial transcription factor activity.